UUAUAGUACAGUAAGUAUUUAGUGCAACAAAAAAUACCUACAAAAUAAAAGUCUACCUGUGCUGCUGAAACCAACAACACUAGUAGUUAAAUAAUAAUAAUAACUUUAAAGUAUGUCCACUAACGACAAUAAUAAUCAACGCCGGGCACCGUCACUAUGGGUAUGGUUGGCCGCUAUUACGGCACUUAUGUCGGCAAUGUCUAUGGGCGCUACGUUAGGUUGGAGUGCACCGGGACUACCAUCACUGUCCAAGUCGGGCAGUGAACCGCAAUUAACCGAUGAAAAUCUUGAUACUAAAACAUGGAUCGGCUCAUCCAUGACAUUGGGCGCACUGGUAGGCGGACUACUGGGAGGUCCAUUAUUACAAUGGUUGGGCGUUAAAAAAGUAAUAAUAGGACUGGGUGCACCAUUUAUUGUUGGCUGGGUGCUUAUAUGCGCUGCAAAAGGUUUUGCUCUAAUAAUAAUCGGCAGAGUAUUGACUGGUUUUGCUGCGGGAAUAUCUUGCGGUGUGGCACCUACCUACUGUGUACACAUAUCGACACCAAAAAUACGUGGCCUAUUGGGCACCGGGUUUCAGGCAUUCGUUAACAUCGGUAUACUGUAUAUGAGUUUACUUGGACUGGCAGUCAGCUGGCGAUGGCUGGCCAUUAUCGGUCUAAUACCGUCGGUAUUGAUGUCUAUCGGUAUGAUAUUUAUGCCCGAUUCGCCUAACUGGCUAAUGGUCAAACAUGGCCGCCACGGUUCGCAAGUAGCCGACGCCUUGAGGCGACUACGAUCGGCGGACAGCGAUAUCGAUACCGAACUAAAAGAACUGGAAGAUAUGGCCGAUAAGGCCGGACAGUCGGGUAGCUUUUCAAUUGGCCAACUAAAACGCCCGGAUAUUUAUAUGCCAUUUAUUAUAUGUAAUUUUCUAAUGUUUUUCCAACAAUUUUCGGGUAUCAAUGCCGUCCUAUUCUACCUGAACGACAUUUUCAAAGAUGCCGGUUCGGCAAUGGAUCCGAUGGUCAGCACCUGUAUUGUCAAUGCAUCGAUGGUCGCAGCCGUCAUAGGCGGCGCUUUGAUUAUCGAUCGCCUGGGCCGUCGGGUACUACUACUGGCAUCGGGUGCCGGCCAUACGGUUACGUUGGCCAUAAUGGGCUACUAUUACUAUAGCGAUAAUAAAUCGCUGAGUUGGCUACCGAUAGUAUGUCUGAUAUUUUUUGUCGUAUCCUUUAAUAUCGGUUACGGACCGAUACCGUGGAUGAUUGUUGCCGAGAUUACCCCGAGUUAUGCUAUGGGACCGGUCAGUGCAUGCGGUACGGCAUUCAACUGGUUGUGCGCAUUCAUUGUGACCAAACAGUUUGACGCCAUACAGGAGGCGAUGCAACGAUACGGUGCUUUCUGGCUGUUUGCCGGCAUAUCGGCGGCCAGUAUAGUGUUUGUUGUCAUGUUUGUACCCGAAACUAAAGGCAAAAGUGUGGAUGAAAUGCAACGUAUAUUUUUGAAGACCAAAUCACCGGCCGAUCACCAAUCGGACAGUCCUAACAAAUAUAGUGUCAAUAAUAAUAAAGAUGUCAUCAAUAUUUAGUCGGGUGUGUGUGUGUSGGGAUGGGUG
Oppia nitens is the source of this 1594-nucleotide messenger RNA. Its product is annotated as facilitated trehalose transporter Tret1-2 homolog. The transcript is spliced from 6 exons. Gene Ontology annotation, molecular function: transmembrane transporter activity. The record is from RefSeq and is a predicted model, not a curated record. Gene Ontology annotation, cellular component: membrane. Gene Ontology annotation, biological process: transmembrane transport. The coding region runs from base 113 to 1567 and encodes 484 amino acids. NCBI's taxonomy places the organism in Eukaryota, Metazoa, Arthropoda, Arachnida, Sarcoptiformes, Oppiidae.